This is a messenger RNA of Solea senegalensis (Senegalese sole), 6007 nucleotides long. RefSeq names its product zinc finger CCCH-type containing 13 (gene zc3h13). Gene Ontology annotation, molecular function: metal ion binding. The record is from RefSeq and is a predicted model, not a curated record. Gene Ontology annotation, cellular component: RNA N6-methyladenosine methyltransferase complex. NCBI's taxonomy places the organism in Eukaryota, Metazoa, Chordata, Actinopteri, Pleuronectiformes, Soleidae.
CACAGCGAAGAAGAAGUUGAUGACGCGCUGCCUCCGCCACUAUGAACGCAGCCGGGGCAGUUUCUGCCUUUGAAUUUAAACAACAACAAUAAGCAUAGUUUUAUUUUCUCGACAGGUGCUUGGAUCCGCUAACUGGACUUCAGUAGAUGCGACACCGAAUCCAUAUCCUGGUCCUGCAGAAUGUCCAAGAUCAGGCGGAAGGUAACAGUGGAGAAUUCAAAAACCAUAUCUGACAGCAGCAGCAGCAGCACCACGACCAGCAGCACCAGCAACCCCGCCGCCCCCUCCCGCAGGCCCAGUGUGUUUGAAAGACUUGGUCCCAGCACUGGGAGUAAUGCUGCAGAUAGUCACUGUAGAAAUUGGUUGAAGACUGGUAAUUGCAGUUACGGCAACACUUGUCGCUACACACAUGGAAGUCAGCCGCGAGGCAAAGGAUUUAGCUUCAGUCGGUCAACCGAGAGACCCACAGGUGAUCUGCGGGAGAGGAUGAAGAAUAAAAGACAAGAUGUUGACUCAGAAAACGUGAAGAGAGACUUAGACGAGCCCACAUCCCCCACAACAAGACAGAGAGACUCCUCCAGAGGCCGACACAGGGAGAAGGAGGACAUAAAGAUCACAAAAGAGCGAACUCCAGCCAGUGAAGAAGAGCCCACAGAGUGGGAAGCCAACCGCGAAGACUCCGAUAUCGGUGACUACGACUACGAAUUAUCCCUGGAAAUGAAGCGUCAGAAGAUUCAGCGUGAGCUGCUGAAACUCGAGCAGGAGAACCUGGACAAGAGGGAGGAGAUUGUCAUCAAGAAAGACGAGACCCCGAGUAAAACGAGAACCACCGCCUUGCCAAAAGCCUCCCCAGAGCAGUUGAGCUCCAAAGAUUCCCCCUCGCCAAGGAAGUCGGGCGGCUCCCCGAAACACAAAAGUGGCACCAAAGGGCCCGGCUCUGGCAAGAAAGAGAAGAAGGCGCUCAUAUCCUCACCUGUGUCUGAAACGACCAGGUCUUCAAAGGGCAGCCAUGGUAAAAAGAAAGGGCCGCGGACUCCCAGUCCUCCUCCACCGGUCCCUCUGGACCUCCCUGUGAUGGGGAAGAAACACAAAGGCAAACACAAAAACAAGGAGAAGUCUGAGGAGAAGCAGAAGGAAGCAAAGGAUCGUGGACGAGAUGCAGAGAAACACAAAGAGAAGAAGGAGAAACGCCGGGACAGAUCAGACAGUUCCCACAAAGCCAAGCGGUCGUCGGUGACAUCAGAAGAGCGUUCUGGUAGCGUGUCAUCUCCAUCCAGAGGCGCUUCACCCUCAGCAAGGAAGAAAUCCACCUCUCCAAAAUCUUCCUCUCAUAAAACCUCUGUGCUGGUUUCUCCUCCUCGCAGGUCUCCGUCUCCUCUGCGUCACCAGCACACGCCGACUCCUCCCCGCCACCACUCCCCGUCCUCCCACUCCGGCUCGUCCGCCCAGCGACACUCUCCCUCCCCGCGGCGGCGUCGCUCUUCCUCCCCACCCUACCAUCGCAGCUCUAUGGCAGCCACGGCCUCUGCCUCAUCGCCUCAGAGCUCCCGCCGCUCCAGGUCACCUCUGACCCUGCACGACACCUCAUCGCCUCACCGUCGAUCUGACCGGUCCAGCCCGGGCCGGCACCACUCCAGGGGACGCGAGAGGAGUCGAGGGGACAGAGAGAGGAGUCCGCCCGCUCAGGAGCGCAAACAUGAGCGCAGAGAUGACAGCAGAAGCAAGCGAGAGAAAGACGCUGUCCGUGACGACCGGGACUAUGACUCUGAGCAGAUGUCCUCACGAGACACCCGCGACGACAGAGACGCCAAAGAGGCUCGCGAGCGACGAGACGUUCGCGAGCGUGGACGGGAGACGACCCGAGAGUCCCGCGACCACAGAGACAGCAGAGACGCGAAGGACUCCAGGGAGAGCAGGACGGAGACACGGUCCAGUCGAGAGUCCCUGGAGCGUCGCGACCGAGAGCGCGACCGGGAGCGGGAGCGAGAGAAGGAGAGGGACAAGGACCGAGAGCGAGAGAAGGAGCGUGAGAGGGAGAGGACAGACACCUACAGGAAGGAGGAGACCACUCAGGACGACAGGAGUUAUGGGAGAGGUCAUGGACGCGAUGACGGAGGGAGAGCUGAAGGACGCACGGAGAACAGGACGGACAGAGCCGAGAGGAACGGACGAGGCAGAGGACGUGCGAAUGAGACGUCUGACAAAGGCUCGACCAGAAACUCGCGAGGUUCGCAGCUGGAGAGUGCUCACGACAGCUGGGAGGCGCGGAGCAGUGCGGUGCGCGAGCGCAGCGCCGAGAGGAGCAGCGCCAACGAAAGGAGCUCCGACAGAGGCUCGGACCGAGACCGCUAUGACAGCGACCGGAGAGAGCAGGUCCGAGACUCAUCCUACGACAGGAGAGGAGGACAUGGAGAGCGGGAUCGCAGAGACAACCGAGACAGAGAUCAGAGAGCGGCUUCACCCAGCAGACACCAGGGGAGGUCAGAGGAGUCUGAGAGGGAGGAGAGGAGGGACGAGCGCAGGACAGACCGAGGGGAGGACAGACGAGACGAGCGAACCCGUGACCGGGAGCGAGAGAGGGAGCGGGAGAGGGAAAGAGAGCGGGAGAGGGAGAAGGAGAAAGAGAAGGAGAGGGAGCGAGAGAGGGAGCGGGAAAAGGAGCGAGAAGGAGAAGGAGAAGGAGAGGGAGAGGGCCAGGGAGAGAGAGCGGCAGAGAGGGAGAGAGACAGGGAGCGGGAGAGGGAGGAGCGGGAACGAGAGAGGGAGCGCAAGGAGCGAGAGAGGGAGAGAGAGAGGGAGCAGCGGGAGCGAGAGAGGCAGCGGGAGUGGGAAGAGAGGGAGCAGCGGGAGAGAGGGCGGGAGGAACGCCGGGAGAGGAGGGACGACACCAGAGACGACCGGUCAGUCCGAGACACACGGGACGAUCGCAAGACAAGUCGUAAAAGGCCCCGGCAGGAGAGCAGCCCGAGUCCCCGCGCCUCGCCCAAGCGAGCAACGCGGGACCUCAGUCCGGCGGACAGCGACGGGUACAACAGUGGAGACGACAAAAGUGGUGACAAGCAUCGUCUGCUGAGUCAGGUGGUUCGACCCCAGGAGCCCCUGCUGCGUUCUCCUCCACGCGCUGCUCCGUCUGAAGAGAAGCUUGGUCACUGGAAGGACGAGGAGCGCAGAGGAGGCGGGGACAAAUGGGAGUCACGCAGCCGCCACGAGGAGCCUGAGCCCCGCGCGGAACGUAACCGAGGAGGCGAUAGACGGGGAGAACAUCCCUCUGACGCGCUGUCUGACUCCCGUAGCCGAGGUAGAGAGCAGAGGGAAUCAACGCCGCCGCCGCCGCCUCCUCCUCCAGCCCUCACCAGUGGCAGUGAAGACAGAGAUGCCAGUGCUCAGUUCCACGAGGAAGGAAAGAAGAAGACAAAGUCGCAACGGAAGGGGCUGAAGAAAGGUCGCAAAGAAGAGGAGGCUGGCACUGGCAACACCGCUGCUGCAGGAGAACGUUUCAACCCCGAGCCUGCAGCUGUUGCUUCUGCAGAGGCUCCUCCACCGCUGCACUCGCCCAGGAAGGUAGGCAAGAAGAAGGUGCUGGAACGAAAGAGGAAAUGGUCGCGAGGACCAGAAUCUGACGUAUCUGAGGAGGAAACGGCAGCUCAUCAGCCCCACAGUAAGAGAAAGAGAGGCCCCCGCACGCCACCGCCCUCCCUGAGGCCCGAUCACCGCGGCACUGCAGGCAAUGCUGAGCCGUCUCCGCAGUCCAAAGUGGACAACUUCAGUGACUGGUCAGACGAGGAGGUCACAGGCCGAGGAGGAGGAGGAGCAGCAGCAGCAGCAGCUGCUCUGGAAACGCAACCUCCUCCGGCUCCUGCUGAGCCUCUCAGGAGAAGUGGAGGUCUGAGGCUGUGUCGGGACAGAGAGCGGUGCAAUCCCCCGGCCAUUGCUCCCCUGCUGCCCCAGGAUCCUCCACUGCUGCUGCAGACUCUCACUCCCCAGCCGCUCAUGUCGCAGCCGCUGCUGCGCAAACCUCCUCCAGAUCAGACGCGCAGCAGCAGCAUGGGCAGCAACCAAAGCCGCACGUCGUCCCGGCGCCUGCGCUCGCCCUCCAACGAGUCGGCCCACAGAGAAGACCCGCAGGGGCCGCGGUCCCGCCGGGGACGACUGCAGGGCAACAACUCCCGCGACAGAGAGCGAGAACGAGAGAGGGAGCGGGAGAGGGAGAGGCCGGCGGUGAGCGAACCUCCCGUGGCCGAGAGGAAGUCUCGAAUUGACCAGCUGAGGAGAGGAGAGCCCAGCCGCAGCACGUCAUCAGACCGCCAAGAUUCCCGCAGCCACAGCUCCAGACGCAGCUCUCCAGACUCGGAGCGACAGACCCGGUCCAGGUCACGCGCCGGCUCCUACGACAGCCGGGAGCGGGAGCCGUUUGAGCGAGAACGAGACAGAAAGGACCUUAGACCUCAACAACAACAACAACAACAACAGCAGCAGCAGCAAGACUGGGAGCCUGAGAGCAGAGAGUGGACCGGCAGAGGACGGGAGCCGCUGCUCUUGCGUCCUGGACGCGAACCUCUGCUGAGGGAGCGAGACAUCCGAGACAGGGAGCGCUUACUCCCCGACGCUCUGCUACAGCAGCACGAGCGUGAGCGAGAGAGAGACGGCAGAGGCGACCGAGGCGGCGAUCGAGACCGGGAGAGGAUGAUGAUGAUGAUGGAGCUGCCGCCGCACGGGGACCUCAGAGGUCUGGGACGGGGAGACAUGAUGAGGCUGGACAGGGGCGACUAUGAGCCUCUGCUGCCCAGAGCAGCCUUUGGUCCACCAGAGACGGACAAGGCCAGCAACAGCCACCAUCUCAUCGCUGAGCAACGGGAACGGGAGCUGGACAAGGCGGACAGCAUCGACGGAGACGACGACGGCAAAGACGACGAUGGCCAGUCGGUAACGUCUGUCGGAGAAGAGUAUGAGCCGAUCAGUGACGACGAGCUGGACGUCAUUCUGGCUGAUAGUCAGAAGAAAGAGGAUCAGCAGGAGGACGAAAAAACCUCAGGUCCUCUGGAUGUGAUUGACGUGGACUGGUCCAGCUUGAUGCCCAAACAGAAGCAGGAGCCCCGGGCGGCAGGCGCGGCGCUGCUGCGCUUCACCCCUGGAGCCGUGCUCCUCAGAGCGGGCGUCUCAAAGAGACUCGCCGGGCCGAAGCUCCUGGAGCAAGUCAAAGAAGUGUGCAAGUCGGAGCUGGACGACCCUAAAGAUGCCGAUAAGCUGUUCGAGCACGACCUCGGGGCGCUGAACAUGGCGGCGCUGAACAGGCGCGUGGAGAGGGCGAGUCUACUGAGCAACCUCGGGCCCUGCUGCAAGGCCCUGUGCGCUCGCAGGGACUUCGCUAUCCGACGUCAGCUGUUGAAAAACGAUAAGGGCCUAACGAAGCAGUACCCCACUACACCAGUAGUGGACACGGAGCUGCUGCAGAUGAGCAUGCGUCUCUUCAGAAGAACUAUGGCAGGACAGACUGCGGCUCCGGAAAGGUCCGACAGCGUUUCAGCAGCAGCAGCAGCAGCAGCAGCUGCCGAUGUGUGUGCAGGUGGCAGCAGUAAACUGAGCUCAGCUCUGCCUGAGGUGUGUGUGUCCUGAAAGAAAACAGGCUUUAGUGAGUGAAAGACACAAUAGAGUGAAUGCACUUCACUUCUGCUAGACUCCGCCUCGCUCUCAUUCCAUGACAUAGGCACGCAGCCUUUUUUUUUUUUUUAGACACGAGGGAAAUUAAAGAGAAAGUGGAAAUGAUCAGUUUUGCUUUACGUGUGUUGGUCGAUCUGUAAGUUCUGUGCCAGAGACUAUUGGACAUUUUAGCCUAAUGAACCACGUACGUAUGAGAAAUGCAAAACAAAUGAAAUCUGUUUUUUUUUUCUUGUGUGCGUGUGUGCGUAUUACAGUAUUUUAGAGCAGCUUUUUUAAUGGUCCGUUACACCUGCCUAACCAAGAAUGUCUUGUGUUUUCCACAUACUGUGCAUUAAAAAGGUUAGACGUU